AUGAUAAGCUCACGUAUUUAUAUCUUGCUCCCACAGGGCUCGGGCGUGAUUAAAGCAGGCUUUGCAGGCGAUCAAAUACCGAAAUACUGCUUUCCAAACUAUGUGGGCAGACCAAAGCACGUUCGAGUUAUGGCCGGUGCUUUAGAAGGGGACAUUUUCAUUGGUCCAAAGGCAGAGGAGCACAGAGGUCUCCUCUCGAUCCGAUACCCGAUGGAGCAUGGCAUAGUGAAGGACUGGAAUGACAUGGAACGCAUCUGGCAGUAUGUGUAUUCGAAAGACCAGCUUCAGACAUUCUCAGAGGAGCAUCCUGUGCUGCUGACGGAAGCACCCCUAAACCCCCGCAAGAACAGAGAACGUGCUGCUGAGGUGUUUUUUGAGACCUUCAAUGUGCCGGCACUGUUCAUCUCAAUGCAAGCUGUGCUUAGCCUCUACGCAACCGGGAGGACUACGGGAGUGGUGCUGGACUCCGGGGAUGGCGUUACGCAUGCGGUCCCCAUCUAUGAAGGCUUCGCCAUGCCUCACUCCAUCAUGCGGAUUGACAUUGCCGGACGUGAUGUCUCCCGCUUCCUGCGUCUCUAUCUCCGGAAGGAAGGCUAUGACUUCCACACAACCUCAGAGUUUGAGAUUGUCAAGACCAUCAAGGAGCGUGCCUGCUACCUGUCAAUAAACCCCCAGAAGGAUGAGACUCUGGAGACUGAGAAGGCUCAGUAUUACCUGCCAGACGGAAGCACUAUUGAGAUUGGCCCUGCCCGUUUUCGAGCCCCAGAGCUCCUGUUCCGGCCAGACCUGAUAGGGGAAGAAUGUGAAGGACUCCACGAGGUGCUCGUUUUUGCCAUUCAAAAAUCAGACAUGGACCUGAGGCGAACGCUGUUCUCCAAUAUCGUGCUGUCUGGAGGCUCCACACUUUUCAAAGGCUUUGGCGACAGGCUGCUGAGCGAAGUGAAGAAACUGGCUCCGAAGGACGUCAAAAUAAGGAUAUCAGCUCCUCAGGAGAGAUUGUAUUCCACGUGGAUUGGUGGCUCUAUCCUGGCCUCACUCGACACCUUUAAGAAAAUGUGGGUUUCGAAAAAAGAAUAUGAAGAAGACGGAGCUCGUGCCAUCCACCGAAAAACCUUCUAGCCCUGGGACCUGUCCUCGGUCUCCUCCGAAGACUCACUUCAGUUCUAAACUCGCUUUUCUGAGUCCGAGUGUCUGAGAGCUGCCUGUGUGUGUGUGUGUGCGCCAGCAUGCCCCGAUGUCACUGAGCAAAGACGACAGCAGCAGGAGGGUUGCAUUAGUACUACUAACUACUUAUUUUUUUUAAUUUUAUUUUUUGUUGUUGGUUCGUUGUUGGUUGUUUUUUUUUUUUAAAAAAUGGAAAGGAGAAAAUACCAGUCUGAAUUUCUCCGGAACGGCCCAUUCCUUUUUCACUUCAGUCCCUUAAUUACUGUAUCGCAAUCACAUUUGUCACUGUAAAACGGACAAGCAAGCGAAAUCAAAGGGAACAGCUUAUAGAAACCCCCUAGGAAGCCGGAAGGGAGCCAACCACUGCAGACCGCUCGCGCAGGCUUUGGUCAGCCCGACUGCAAUGCCUGGGUUGUCUGGAAACACGUAGCCGAGGCCCCAUUCCCUACUUUCUUCUUCAGCACCGUCUUCACCAUCAGUAGGUUUUUGAAGUUGUUUUUAAUAUAUUUUUUUUUUUUUUAUGAAGAGAAAGCACAUUCGCCACAGUUAAGCCCUUUGCCCCCACUGGUUUUGGUGCGUGAGAGCGCGUGUGUGUGCGUUUAACUUCUUAGCCUGCCGUGUGGGUCUGCACCGCGGCCGGAGAAGUUGGUGAUAGGACUUAGUUUGUAUUGCAUGGAGUAGAACAAAGCAAACCUAAUCAGCUGUCAUUGUACUCGACGGUUAUUCUCUCGUACCAUGUCUGAAAUACCUUUUCUCCUCUGGAAGCAAGUGCCCCAGAGCGGGGGUGAAGGCACUUGUGUGUUCCCCCUCAACCUGCCAAGAUUUACAGCGCUGAGUUCUCAUUCUCUGUAAGAGCCGAGGCUGUUUCCCUCCUUCCUGCCGUGUCAGGGCAAAGGGAGCAUGUAUGUGCAGCCAGGCGUAACUCCUGUGUACUUUAUCCAUUCUGGGGCAAAAUAAUAAUUGGAAAGGUGCAUUGUAAUGUAAGAACUGUUUCAUUUAUUGAAAUGUCUGAGGAUCUCUGAAAUACUGACCACAGCACCCUGGGAAUGA
This is a messenger RNA of Eurypyga helias (sunbittern), 2214 nucleotides long. RefSeq names its product ARP1 actin-related protein 1 homolog A, centractin alpha (yeast) (gene ACTR1A). The transcript is spliced from 10 exons. Bases 1 to 1119 code for a protein of 372 amino acids. The record is from RefSeq and is a predicted model, not a curated record. Lineage: Eukaryota; Metazoa; Chordata; Aves; Eurypygiformes; Eurypygidae.